AUGCGUGAAAGUUACAUUUUUUCUGUAGCCAGAAGUCUGGGACGAGGUAACGAAUCCAAUAUGGCGGCCAAACCGAAUUGUUUGAUAGUUUGCAGCUCUGCAACUCAAGGUAGGGAUAUUGUUUAUUCCUGACUCGUCAGGUAAUAAAAUUUAAAGAAUCUAAUAAGUAUAAUUCUUUUGGUCUUCAAUAGCUUAUACUUGCUAAAGGACAGUCCUGAAACUUGGUUCUGGUAUAUUGGUACUGUCAGAAAACAUAAUUUUCCAUGGCAUUAAUAUCUUAAUUUGUUUAAGAUAUCAUAACUGUAUAAUCUAUACAUUGUUUGGUCUUUGUUUUUGUUUUCAUUUACACCAGGAUAUGAACCCCAAGUUGGAGAGUGUAAAUAAAAUAUCACAAGGUUUUUAUCUGUCAAAUAAGGAUGUUUCCUUUGUUUAAUAAGCUUAAUUUUUUGCAUAUUUUUAUACCCCUUAGGCGUCUCUGCUCAAUCUUUCAUUCACGCAUUUACACUGACACAUUCUGUGUUCAAUGUACAGAUUGCAACACCUAAGGUAGGAAAAUCAAGCUUUCAAAUCCAUCCAAUCCUCAGUUUAGAUUAAACUUGAAGCAAUUUCCCAAAAUAGAUAAGCAUAGGGAAGGUGUGAUAUAUAAUACAGUACAUCAUAGUUAGUAGUGGGGACUACUAACUAUGAUUUCAUGUAGAUAAGAUCAUGUUAAGCGUAUUUAUUGAGGACUUUAGAGGAGUCAAUGCAGCGGUGUUACCAGUGUGCAAAUGCCUAUCCCACCCCUCCCUAUUUAAAAGUGAGUAAUGCUUAUACCCCUCAGAAAUUGAAUGACCAUUACAUGCCAAAAAAAGAGCUGGCUCAUGCUUUGAACAUUUACAAUAAUUAUAAUAAUGAGUGUCUGUGAGUUCCUGUAGAUGGUCUUUCAGGAUAGAUGCUAGUCUGUUACAAAGUUGUUAUUCAGAAAAUGUUUCUUUGUAACUUAGGUGCUUGCACAUGUGUGUGAAAAAACCUCUAAACGAGCAACUAGUGAUCUGAUAGUUUAGAUUGUGUAACAUUUAAUUUGUCACAGGCCUUUACAGUGUCCAGUAUAGUCAGUGUGGUUCCUGAUCCUUAAGGCUAGCCUUUUGUAAUGCAGCAAUAAAUAAGAUAAAAAAUUCAGGUAUUUAGUAUUGUUUGUUUAUUGGAAUCCUAGGGCCAGCAAAUAGACUUUGUGAAGUCUGAUGAAAACAGCAGGAAAUGGUUAAAUGAGUUUAGAACAAAACCAUUCUCAGUUCCAGGAAAACUUGAAGAUGUUGAUGGUAAAAAGUUUUUAGAUGAUUUACAGAAUGUUUCAGUGUAGGAGUAAUGGAAACCCCUAAAGGAUUGUUUCUGGCUGGAACUAUCUGUCUGUUGGAUGAGAGAUAAUGAAAUUUUUUUUCUUUAAGGGGUUUGCACAGUCUUGAAAAGUCCUUGAAUUUAAGGUGGAAUCCUUGAAAGGUCCUUGAAUUUUCUUCAACUUUGAAUGUAGUGGCCUGGAAAGUGUUUUUUAAAUGCUUUUUGGUUGUCCAAGGUAUAAUAUAAAUCAUAGCUCAGAGAAUGUAGAGGUGAUUCACAUAAAGAGUUUUUUGUUUAUAUGCAAGAAUUAACUGUCAAUUGAAGACAAGAGAACUGAAAAAUGUAGAGAAGUUGGUAGCUCAAGCAGUUUAAGCCUUUAAAGUCCUGUUUGCUUGGACUGGGAAUGUGCAUUUUUGUACUGUGAAAUUAUAUUCCUGCUAGGUGGUCCUCGAAAAUCAAAUGUGGCCCUUGAAAAGUUCUUAAGAAAUGGUUGCAAUUUUUAGUAUGAACCCUGUCUUUAAGGAUGUGGUAAUAUGUUAUGAUUGUAUUGUUAUUAAUAAUCUCAUGUAAAUGACUGACUUUUUCUUUGUUAACACUGUUAAAAAAAUAAUUUUUUUCUGCUGUAGCUUCCAGGUAUGGGGCAGUAUUAAUACCAAGUGCUCCAGGAGCACUCUAUGACUUGGCUCAAGACAAUGAGUUGGCAAAGCUUCUUAAUACAUUUGUCCAGGAAAAAAGUGAGUGCAUGCAGUUACUAGUCUAUUUCUCACGACAUGCUUGAGGGAAUCAAAGACAGUCUUGGAUUCUGGAUUCCUGAUUCCAGGCACUGAAUUCCAGAUUCUUGGUCAGUGGAACUUGGAUUCCAGACAUUUCCAGUCAUUGAUAGGAUUCUGUCCAUAUUCCUUGAGCUGUAAUGUGGAUUGUCUGCUGGCUGCUACAAUGUUUUUUUUAUUAUUAUUAUUUAGAACCCAUCUGUGCUGUUGGACAUGGUGUUGCAGGGCUUUGUUCAGCAAGAAGAGAAGACAGAAAAUCUUGGAGUUUCAAGAGCUAUAGUUUGACAGGGGUAACCUUCUAAGUAUUCUAUGUUUAAUUUAUGUAAGUUUUAACUGUAUGUCAAUUAUUAUAAUGCUCAUAAUAACCACACAUAUUUACUAUUAAAUAAAUAGGAUCAUUAAUACUAUUACUUGGUUUCUGGGGAACUGCCCACCUACCCCUCCCCUAAGCCAACAUAAUUUGACACGUACUUCUUACUUAGGGCAAAAUCAUGGCUUAAGGGAGGGGUAGGUAGGUAGUUUCCCAGAAAGUAACCUAAAUUUAUCCAAUAAUUCACUGCAGUAAAACUGUUCACAAUAGACCAUUUUUGGACUGACGUCUUGUUAUGUUCAGCCCUCAGUAUUUGAAUCAGCUCGCUCUGCUGAUUUUUCAAGUCUCCCAUUAAUCGUUGAAGACUGGAUCAAAGAUAAUGGAGGCACCUACAGCGGUGAGGGUUUUUUCGUCAUAACUAAAACCAUGUGACCUUGAAGUAACCAGUGAGAACAUAUGCUGUUGGAAAAAACUGAGUAAAACAUUAGGAAUCAAGGCAUAAGGCUCAUCCAUGUACAACAAACCUUUUCCAAGGGGAAAUCCAAACUUAAUUCCUAGAACUUCUCAAAGCUCAUCUCAGUCAGAGGAACAUAAUAUUAUAACGUCCUCACUGUAUUUGAAGAACUUGAACCUAUUGACCUAACGUUAGGUUUAAAUAUAACGUUUAAAUAUUACUUAUGGUGGCAAACCUAACUGGUGGUGUAUAAUGACAAUUUCAUGAUUAUGACCUUUUCAGUAAUUUUUUUGUCCUUUUUUUUCAGCCACUGAACCUGAUGGUAUGCAUGUCAUUAUUGACAGACAUCUCAUAACAGGACAAAAUGACACAUCAACACUAUCAGCUGUACAGAACCUCAUUCUUCUGUGCAAUGCAAGGUUAGAUUCCAAGUUUUAA
Messenger RNA from Porites lobata, 3286 nucleotides. The record is from the annotation of a GenBank genome assembly. NCBI's taxonomy places the organism in Eukaryota, Metazoa, Cnidaria, Anthozoa, Scleractinia, Poritidae.